ACGGGGGUUAUUGUUUUAAAAAGCAACUACGACAAAAACCAAACUCCACCUCUAGUCGUGGUUCGUUCACGUUGCGCGCUGAGCCUUGUCGCCGUGUUUACAAGGUGUUUACAACGUUGAACGUGUCACAGGAACAGGAAUUUAGUUAAAAGAACCGAGCUGUAACCCACUGCCAUUAACUAGCACAGCUAUGCUAGCUUGCCCUUGCAGGAUGUCACAGCUUGGCUUUCCGGAUUCACACCAAAACAACACCGUUUCCCACAGCCAUCUGACAGUCAUGGUGGUCCCAGGUCGUCAGGACAAAGAGGAGAAGAUAUACUACCCCCCAGAGGAUCUGCAAAUGAACGCUCACGUGCCAAAUUUUAACUCAUACCUUGCCUUAUACAAAAGGUCCAUCGAGGAACCCGAAGAGUUCUGGAGGGACGCGGCUCAGGAGUUCUACUGGAAGGAGUCUCCAUCAGGCCAGAUACUGCAGUUCAACUUUGAUGUCACCAAGGGAAACAUAAGCAUGAAGUUCAUGGCAGGAGCCAAGACCAACAUGUGUUACAACGUGCUGGAUCGCAACGUGCUGGACCGGAACCUCGGCGAGAAAGUCGCGUACCUCUGGGAGGGGAACUUGCCUGCCCAUCAUCAGACCAUCACCUACGGGCAGCUGCUGAAGCAGGUGUGCAGAUGUGCCAACGCCCUGAAGCAGACGGGUGUGAAGAAAGGUGACCGAGUGGCCAUAUACUUACCUAUGAUCCCAGAGCUGGUGGUGACCAUGCUGGCCUGUGCCAGAAUAGGGGCUGUACAUUCUGCUGUGUUUGCAGGGUUCUCUUCUGAGUCUCUGGCUGAGAGGAUCGUGGAUGCUCAGUGUAGUGUACUGGUGACGGCAGACGGUGUUUACAGGGGCGAGAAGUUAAUUAACCUGAAGCAGAUUUCAGACGAGGCACUGGAACACUGUCAGGAGAAGGGUUCACCGACUGUCCAAAAAUGUGUGGUAGUGAAGCACCACACGCUCAGAGCCAGUGGCACAGAUGAAUGCAAUAAACUACAGACACCCUGGAAUGCUGAGCGUGACGUGUGGUGGCAAGACAUAGUGGAUAGUGAGUCGGAGCAGUGUGACCCAGAGUGGCUGGAUGCUGAAGACCCUCUCUUCAUCCUCUACACCAGUGGCUCCACUGGCAAGCCCAAGGGAGUGCUGCACACGGUCGCAGGCUACCUGCUGUACACAUCCCUCACAUUCAAGUACGUCUUCGACCAUCACCAUGACGACGUGUACUGGUGCACUGCUGACAUUGGCUGGAUCACCGGCCACUCCUACAUUGCGUACGGCCCGCUGGCGAACGGAGCUACGAGUGUGCUGUUUGAAGGUGUUCCAGUCUACCCUCACGUGGGCAGGUACUGGGAGGUCAUUGAGAAGUAUGGCGUGUCUAAAUUCUACACCGCCCCCACUGCAAUUCGACUGCUCAUGAAAUAUGGGAGAGAGCCUGUGGAGAAGUAUGACCUGUCGAGUUUGCGUGUGCUGGGCACUGUGGGAGAGCCGAUAAACCCAGAGGCCUGGCUCUGGUACCAUGAUGCUGUGGGGCAGGGGAGGUGUCCCGUGGUUGACACCUUCUGGCAGACCGAGACGGGGGGCCACGUUUUGACUCCGCUGCCUGCAGCUACGCCCCUGAAACCAGGCUCUGCGACACUGCCUUUCUUUGGGGUGCAGCCCUGCAUCCUGAAUGAGCACGGGGAGGAGCUCCAGGGAGAGGCCGAGGGCUACCUGGUUUUCCGGAAGCCCUGGCCCGGCAUCAUGCGUGGUAUCUAUGGAAAUCAGGAACGCUUCGAGAGCACCUACUUCAGAAAGUUCCCAGGGUUUUACGUCACAGGUGAUGGAUGCAGAAGGGACAAAGAUGGCUAUUACUGGAUCACAGGCAGGAUGGAUGACAUGCUCAAUGUCUCCGGUCACCUGCUGAGCACGGCUGAGGUGGAGGGCGCGCUAUCAACGCACGCUGCCGUGGCGGAGGUGGCCGUGGUGGGCCGGCCGCACCCGCUCAAGGGCGAGUGCCUCUACUGCUUCGUCACGCUCAAGGACAGUCACGAGUUCACCCAUGACCUCGUAGAGGAGCUCAAGGGGAAAGUCAGGGAGAAGAUCGGCCCAAUAGCCACACCGGACUUUAUCCAGAAUGCCCCGGGCCUACCCAAAACCCGCUCAGGUAAGAUCAUGCGCCGCGUCCUCAGGCAGAUCGCCCGCAACGAGAAGGACCUAGGCGACCUCUCGACCCUGGCUGACUCCAAGGUCGUGGACGUCCUCUUCAGCUACAGGUGCAAAACAGCGGGAUGAAACCUACUCCCCCUUCCCUCAACCCCUUGCUCUCCGUUCCUCAUGCCUGUCCAGCUGCCAGGCCCUGGAACAGCUUCCCCCGCUUUGGUAAAGACUUUGGCACUAGGCCCAUAGUGGUCUCGACUGAUCUCAGAUCAGAGCUCGCGGGGAUAUUCCUUUAGUUUGGUCAGCCCUUCUCUGGCCACAGCAACGCCGUUCUCUCGCUGAGCCGACACUAUAGGUCAGUCACGUUUGGAUAGUUUAACGGCUUACUAAUUAGACGCCUGGUAGUACACUGUGUUGAUAUACCAGACUGACAGUUUUCCCAUUUCUUUUAAUGUGAUGUACAGCUACAGUAAGCUUUGCAGCGAUUCCAUAAUACCACAAUCCCACAGGCUUAAGAAAAUCAAUGCAUUCCAAGGGCCAAAUAUUAACACAGUGACAAAGUGCUUAAUUAAUGCAUUUGAUAUGACCCAGUUAGUGAUGCAGUACAUCACAGUAACUUCAUUUGUCAAAAAUUUAAAUGACUGUGACCCUUGUACGGCACUUGGCAUAAGUGGUGUUCAGAGAUAUUUCCUAUUUGGCCCGUUUUACAGAUUGCUGUCUUUAUUGUGUCAAACCGAGCUUUCCUAAUAAAGCUUACUCUCCUAUGAAGUUAUCA
Electrophorus electricus (electric eel) is the source of this 2948-nucleotide messenger RNA. It is a transcript of the gene acss2l, whose product is annotated as acyl-CoA synthetase short chain family member 2 like. The record is from RefSeq and is a predicted model, not a curated record. Gene Ontology annotation, molecular function: acetyl-CoA synthetase activity; AMP binding. Lineage: Eukaryota; Metazoa; Chordata; Actinopteri; Gymnotiformes; Gymnotidae.